Gossypium arboreum is the source of this 1676-nucleotide messenger RNA. RefSeq lists its product as uncharacterized. The transcript has 8 exons. Bases 214 to 1014 code for a protein of 266 amino acids. NCBI's taxonomy places the organism in Eukaryota, Viridiplantae, Streptophyta, Magnoliopsida, Malvales, Malvaceae. The record is from RefSeq and is a predicted model, not a curated record.
AAAAUAAAAAAGUGAAGGACAAAAAAUAUUAGAGAAAAACAUUAGUGACACGUAGAGUCAUAUGUAAUUUGGCGGUUGAAACAUGAAGCUGAGACUCUAACCAACUACAGCCUCUCAUUCCCACACCAAAAGAUAAUAACACUCAAAUUCCAAACCAAAAGAAGAAGAAAACCAAAGUAAUUUCACGGGAAACGCAGAGAAAUUUACAAAAAAAUGAAAGCAAUAUCACCACCAUCAACGGCGGCUAUAAUCAUCCAUUCCCAUCAUCACUACCUAAAUCACCGUCGUUGGUUUUUAUCUCCGCCGCCUCCAUCAAACCGGCAGUUCCACCCCGCAGCGUCAAUCACCCGACCCCAUAGUCUUAAACUUACUUUCAUAACAAAAGCGGCCGAUUCAACUUCUCAGCCUAAUUCAGCAAAAACCAUUGUCGCUGAUGAUGGAUUCUCAUUGUCCAAGCUUUCAUUUGGUGUUGUUGGACUCGGUUUUGGAAUUUCGCUCCUCUCGUAUGGUUUUGGGGCAUACUUCAACAUUCUUCCGGGAUCCGAAUGGUCCGCGAUAAUGCUGACUUACGGCUUCCCUCUUGCAAUAAUCGGAAUGGCCCUCAAGUACGCAGAACUGAAACCGGUGCCUUGCUUGACUUAUUCGGAUGCUCAAAUGUUGAGGGAAACCGCUGCCACUCCUAUCCUUAAGCAGGUAAGGAAUGAUGUUACGAGAUAUCGCUACGGGGAUGAACAGCAUUUGGAUGAGGCAUUGAAACGGAUUUUCCAGUUUGGUCUGGGCGGAGGAAUUCCAAGGAGAAAUGCACCUAUUCUUCAAAUGAUCCGGGAAGAAGUCACAGAAGAUGGUAAAUAUUGUUUAGUCCUGGUGUUUGAGGCUAAAGCUUUGGAGUUGUCGGAUUUCGAAAAGAGACAGGCAAAAUUUGCUUCGUUCUUUGGACCAGGGAUCUCUGCUGAAGUAGGUGCGUUUUCACUUUUCUACUCCAUAGAAAUUGCCUGUGUAGGUAUAUACAUAUAAAAUGCUAUAAAUAACAUUUUAUAGUAUUAAAAUUUUAAUUAUCCAACCAUUGGAUUUAGUAAUAUAUUUGCAUUCAUCGUGCAUGUCAAUUUUGAAUUGAAUCUGAUAUUUUUUUAUAUAAUUGAGAAUAUUAUAUUUAUCAAUAUAUAUUUAUUAGUUGAAAGUUUUUAUCUUAAAUCAUUUUUAAUUUAUUUAAAAUUUGAUGUGUGUGAUCUACAUGAAUAGAAUAUAAAAUAUGAUGGUGAAAUUAAUUUUACGCUUACAUAACUUUUUAUAUGAUUUAUAUUUUAUCGACCCGACCUUCAUAUUUAUAUUUUUUCACUUAAAUUAUGUCAAAUUUUCAAUAAUUUAAAAUAUUUUUCAGAUACAAACCACUUUCAACCAUUAAAAAUACUAAAAACAAUAAUUAUGUAAAAUUUGUUUAAUAUUUUUUUUAUGGCUCAGGAAGGAGAGAAUAACCUAUAUGAAGUUAGACUUAUUUCAAAUUCCACCUACAAUGCUUCAUCAAGUACAUCAUGAUUUCUUCUUUUGCUUGUGAAAUUUUGUAUUUUAUAUAUAUAUAUAUAUAUAUAUAUAUAUAUAUAUGUAUGUAUAUAUUAAUUUGCAUACGUUUUAUAUUGACAUUAAAGUUACAAGGAAAAGAAAAAGAAAAUUUAGAACAA